AUGAAAAUAUUUCUUAUUCUCCUGGUAUCGUUGCUCGCACUGAUCUCUGCGAAACCUCAUCCUGGAUAUGGAAGACCUUCGUAUGGUGGUGGUGACUUCGGUGGUGGAGGGGAUAGCGGUGGUCAAUGGGGAUCUCAAUCAUCAUCAUUCCAACAAAGUCAAAGUUCCGGUGGAUUUCAGAACAGUAAUGGCGGAUUCAACGGAGGAGGAAUGGGACCAGGUGGAGGUGGUGGCUGGGGAAGAUGA
This is a messenger RNA of Caenorhabditis remanei, 246 nucleotides long. RefSeq lists its product as uncharacterized. The transcript has 2 exons. NCBI's taxonomy places the organism in Eukaryota, Metazoa, Nematoda, Chromadorea, Rhabditida, Rhabditidae. The record is from RefSeq and is a predicted model, not a curated record. The coding region runs from base 1 to 246 and encodes 81 amino acids.